AUGGUUCAGAGAAUCAUUGGUUGUGAAGCUCGGGUUUUCUUUUGGUUCGAGAUCUCUUCCUUAUCAAGCUACAAGGAUAUCUUCCUCAAGGCUAUCUGGAUAGUUAUGCCUCCCAUGUCUCAAGUUCCAUAUUCAUCUUCAAAGGAUUCCUCGAGGGAUUAUUGUUCUCUCGAGUUGUUAUUACUUGUAAUGCAAGUUAAAGUUUCAUGGGGAAUUGAGGAUCUGAUUAGGGAAAUCACCAUCAUCUGCUUCAUCAGUAUCACAAUUGUCUCUGCAACACUCGCAUCAUCAUCUUCUCCGAGAGAGCUAUUGGUAACAGGGCAACAUCCUUCUUCAUUAUCAACGAAUCAGGAAGAUUCAUUACCGCAAUCAUCUCCAUCAUUGCGUCUUCAUUCCACUGCAAACUUCAACAAAUCACAGAUUAUCAAUCUUCAACGCAACGACGAACAAAAACAUCACGAAAACGCGGACACGCAUAGAAAAUCCAGAAAUAGAAGAAAAGAAACAGCAGAAGAACGUAGAAAAAGUGCGAAUCAAAGAGCAUGCUUGAGUUCGUCUUCUAGAUUUCUUGUAGUUAUCGCCAUGAAAUAG
Molecule: messenger RNA, 591 nt
Organism: Vicia faba (fava bean)
Lineage: Eukaryota; Viridiplantae; Streptophyta; Magnoliopsida; Fabales; Fabaceae
Source: the annotation of a GenBank genome assembly